UUCCGUUGGAGUGCUCGUCGGCGACAACAGAUAAAGUGAUUACAGUUCGAAUAGUGAGUGUUGUAUGGAAGGUUUCCAUAAAAAUGUCUAAACGACGUUUGUCUAGCCAAGACAAAUAUGGUGAGAUUAAAUAUUAAAGAAGCAAUUUCGUCAAAUGCGGAAGCAUCUAAAUAAACUUUGUGAGUCCAGUGAAUCUAGUGAUUCAUCAUCUGCAAAAUAUGCAAGUACAACAGAAUUGUCAGAGGAUGAAGCUCCAAAUUUAAAAACUAGAAAGUCAGAUGUCCAGACAGUCCAUGAAAUAGAGCAAUCGGAGCAGAGUUUUUAUGCUCUAGGAUCGAGACCGGACUCGCAGGAUAAUGUAGGAAAAGAAUUGCAUGAGGAAAUAGUCAUUCGUUGGGACAGCCUUUUAAAAAAAGGUUUAUCUAAGGACCAACGAGAAGAGUUGAUGACAAAGUUUAAAAUACCUUCAAAUUGUAAGGCUUUGCAACCUCCUCAAAUUAAUAAAGAAGUCCAGCCAUGCCUAAUAAAAUCUGUUCUUGAACACGAUCGUUUUAUGAGAGCCUUACAACAGCAGUUGGCUCACGGUCUGUCAGCAGUAGAGGCUGUUAUUAAGACUAUAAUGCCUUACAAAGAACAGUUAUUUACUAACGUUCACCAUGGGCUUUCAGUUCACCGUAGAUUUAACAUUAUACCACAUUUAAAUCCUGAAUGUAAGAAGGUGGUAGAUAACUUGGAAAUAGAUGAUUUUUUGUUCAAUACAAAAUUCGCUGAAACAAUGAAGAACGAACAGGCAAUAAAAAAGGCCAGUACUGAUUUUAAGAAGAAAACUUGGCACGCCAAUUUAAUAGGACCUCCAGGAUCUGGGAUACCAAAUAGCUAUCAUUUAAACUACCGGCGUGCGCUACCAAAUGGAAGAGAAGAGGGGGGGAGAAGAGAGGAGAGAACAACAGAGGCAGUUCAGAAGAGACCCCAAGAAGUACUAUCACCAGAAAUAACUGCUAGAACAAACGUGAGUAAUCACGCUGGUAGACUUUCACUUUUUCUACAGGGCUGGAAAAAUAUCACAAGAGACCGAGUGGUCUUGGAUUGGAUUACAGGAGUUAAAAUACCCUUUCUUAACAGGCCUGUGCAGUUUUUUGAGCCCUCUGUAUAAAUCCCAAUUGAACUUUUCCAAGAAUAUAAAAACUCUAUUCAGGAAUUGUUAAGAAUGGGUGCAAUUGAAAAAUGUAGUUCUCUAAAAGGACAGUUUCUAUCAUCUUACUUCUUAGUUAAGAAUAAUACUUAAUACAUUUAUUAUUGCUCCCCAUUUCAAGUUGGAGGAUUAUAGGACUGUGGUGAAGCUUUUAAAUGAAGGUUAUUAUCUCUCAAAUAUUGAUUUGAAGGAUGCAUAUGUUUUAAUUUCAGUUAGCAAAAAGUACAGGAAAUACCUACGAUUUAAAUUCGAAAACUACCUGUAUCAGCUUAAAUCUUUACCAUUUGGUCUUAAUAUAGCACCAUUUAUUUUUACAAAACUUGUUAAACCAUUAGCAAGGAAACUCCGCCUUAUGGAAAUAAUCAUCGUAUUUUAUUUAGACGAUAUUCUUAUAAUAGGUAGAAAUAAAAGUGAAUACAAACAACAUACACAAAUAAUUCUUGCAGAAUUGGACAAACUAGGUUUUGUAAUAAAUAGACAAAAAAGUAUGUUAUCCCCGCAGCAAAAGGUCAAACUCUUGGGUUUUAUAUACAUACAAUACGAUUAUUAUGACUAUCUCACUUUCUAACGAGAAAUUCCAAGCUACUCGAAAGUUGAUCUUAACUUAAAAAAAGAAAAAUAGUUGUACAAUAAGAGAACUUGCUAGGUUAAUAGGUAAACUUGUAGCUUCUUGCCCUUCAACGAAAUACGGUUUUAUUCAUAUUAAGCCCUUUGACAAAAUUAAACAUUUUUCGUUACGACGAGAUUAUCGUAAUUAAAAUAAAAUGAUGCAUAUUCCAACCUCCUUACAUCAAGAAUUAGAUUGGUGGCACACUAAUAUAGGAUCGGGUCAAAAUAUGAAAUCAAAAAAUUUUUCCCUCGCAAUUUUUUCGGACGCCUCCACAACGGGUUGGGGAACCUUUUGUGACGGAUCCAGGUAUCAUGGUUUCUGGCAUAAUUAUGAACAACCGAUGCAUAUAUACUUUUUAGAGAUCAAGGCCGCGUAUUUUGCAUUAAAAUCAAUUGCC
Messenger RNA from Acanthoscelides obtectus, 2199 nucleotides. The record is from the annotation of a GenBank genome assembly. Lineage: Eukaryota; Metazoa; Arthropoda; Insecta; Coleoptera; Chrysomelidae.